Amyelois transitella is the source of this 2499-nucleotide messenger RNA. It is a transcript of the gene Ufl1, whose product is annotated as E3 UFM1-protein ligase 1 homolog. Gene Ontology annotation, molecular function: UFM1 ligase activity. Gene Ontology annotation, cellular component: endoplasmic reticulum membrane. The transcript is spliced from 6 exons. The coding region runs from base 134 to 2434 and encodes 766 amino acids. The record is from RefSeq and is a predicted model, not a curated record. Lineage: Eukaryota; Metazoa; Arthropoda; Insecta; Lepidoptera; Pyralidae. Gene Ontology annotation, biological process: regulation of proteasomal ubiquitin-dependent protein catabolic process; protein K69-linked ufmylation; response to endoplasmic reticulum stress.
GUUGGCAACAGUGCCUACGUAUAAACUGUAAAUGAAUGGUUUAUAUUAUAUGGUCUAAAGAUAUAUUUGACAUCGAUUAAAUUUUCUUAUAUUUGUUUCUAUUUCGUAAAACUUCUUAUAUUCAUCAUUAAAAAUGGCACCUUCUACAGAUUGGGAUGAAAUUAAAAGAUUGGCAGCUGAUUUCCAGAAAGCACAGUUAAGCUCAACAUCACAGAGAUUAUCUGAGAGAAAUUGUAUAGAAAUAGUGACAAAGCUCCUAGAGCUUAAACUCAUUGAUGUUAUAUUUACCACUGAUGGUAAAGAGUACUUGACGUCACAGCAGUUAGUGAAAGAGAUGAAAGAUGAGUUGUAUGUACACGGAGGCCGAAUUAAUACUGUGGACCUUGCUAAGGAAUUAAAUGUGGACUUAAACCAGAUCAAUACUAGUGUUUCUGAAAUAGUAAAAGGCAAAGAAGUUCAACUAGUGUCAGGAUAUUUAAUAACUCACUACUAUUUAGAAAAAAUUGCUAGAGAAAUCAAUGAGAAACUCCAGUUACAAGGUCAAUUGUCUGUGGGUGAACUUACUCUUCAAUAUGAUCUCCCAGCUGAAUUAUUACAACACAAUGUUCUUGAAAAGUACCUGGGUAGAAUCAUAUUAGGGAAGCAGGAUGCUUCAGAUUCAAGGGUAUUUUAUACUGAAGAAUACAUCACAAGAACAAAAGCAAAGAUCCAUGGUGCUUUAAUGGGUCUGUUGAAGCCAACACCAGUAUCAGUAAUAAUAAACCACUGUAAUAUGGCUGAUCGUUUGUUUAUGAAUUUGUUUGAUCAAGUUCAUGCCCCGGGGGUCCUGACAGGGCGGCAAGCUGGCGCCCUGUAUGUCCCUUCUUGUUACACAAAGUCGCAGAAUGAUUGGGUUGUAAAUUUCUUCAAACAGAAUAAUUAUCUUGAAUAUGAUGCAUUAUCACGCUUGGGUAUUUCUGACCCCAAGGGUUAUGUUAAAAGGAUUCUAACAAAUGAAGAUUUAACCUUUCUUAGUAGUUGUGUUAUUGGUCCACAAAUAAAACAGCAAUUGGAGACAGCUUUAGAAGAAUGUAUUGCUUCUAAAAGCUACUUGGAUGUUGUACAACUGCUUCCUUCUGUAUUGUCUGACACUGACAUUGCCAAUGUUCUGGAUGAAUUGUUGAAAAAUAAUAGCAAGUCCACUAUGCUUUUUGAAACAACAGUUUUUAGUACACACUUCAUUGAAAAUCUAAAACUAAGCUGCAUGCCUGUUAUGCAGAAGAAAGCUGAAUCUGUUGUUAAAUCUGGCAAAUAUCAGCAGUUUUAUUUAGAAAAACAAUUAAGUAAGGCAUCAGAUAUGGCUCAGCAAGGAUAUGUAGACCACAAAUCUGAAAGGAGAGAGGAGAGAAGAAGGAAGGCAGCCACAGGUAAAGGUGGUGGGGGAACACAAGGUCGGGAGACAAAGACUAAGGCUGUAAAAAAACAUUUAAGAUCAAAACAAGCGGCCCAUGCAUCCGAUUCUGAUGACAACACCAAUGUACUUAAACAAAAUAAAACUGAUCUAGAAAUUGUUAGUGUUCAAGAUGUAGAAAAUGUCAUAAAAGAAACACUUGAAAAUGAAGGCCUUGAUGAUCUAUUAUAUCAAAUUGCAGAGUAUCUGCAAGGAAAUCUUAACUUGGCCGCCUUAGCAUUAGCCAAGGAAACUGCUGAGAAAUUGUUGCAAGAUGCCAGUCAAAACAGAAAACAAACUCAUGCUUCUACUCAAGACAAGAUUAACAUGUUUGUCAAUGACAUAAAACUUUAUGAGAAAGGUUUGAAAUCUUUACCAUCAGACCAACAACCACAGUUCAUCAAGUAUCUUCUAAAAUCUCUCGGAGCUGAUGUACUUGCAGAGUUCUGCAAAUAUGCUGCAAAUCAAUGCAACCUGUCAGUACAAGUAGAUGUUUUAUCUGUUGAACAGAGAAAUAAAAUAAUGAAUGAUUUGUCAGAGGAAUACAAAAAGCCACUGGUAGCUCUAAAUGCAACUAUUGCUGAACAAAAUAUGGAGUUAUUUUAUCAGGCAGUUGAUGUAUGCCUAUCAGAUUGUGGCAUGAUUUUGAAAAAAAUUGAUAAAAAGAAGGAUAAGUUGUUAAUUCAAAACCACAGAGAGAAACUAAUAUCUGAGCUGGAAGUGUGUGAGGACCCUGCUUUGUGCCUGCAUUUAGCUGUGCUCGCCAUCUUCACUGUUGUCACUCAGAAUAUGUUACAUGCUUCUGGAAGGCAGGUGCCAAUAAUAAUAUCGUUUUUGAAGUCACAUUUGAAGGAGGAAGAUUUCCAACAACUUCAGAGAUCUCAUGAUCUAGUUGCCAAAUACUUAACGGCUGCAGACGAAGAAAAAGCGAUCAUUGAAGAUAAACUUAAGGAUGAAAUGCCUUCAUUAAAAACUAUGGUUAAUGAGAUUAAGAAGUAUAAGUAAAAUAUAUUUAACGCCAAUAUUGUUGCAAAGGUUUAUUUUUAAAUAAAUAAUGAUGAAAAAUUUAA